AUGGCGGGCGACCCCAUAGCCCCCACCGCCACCGGCGCAUGGGGGCAGACAGCCAUCAUCCCUCUAUGGGUCCCCGUGGUCGUCUUUGCGCACGUCUUUGCGGCCUUUUGGCUGCUGAAGACAUGGAUGCUGAACGCCCCGGCGGUGCAGCGGAAGGUGCGCCAGGAGGGGCGCGCGAUGUCGAAGCUCGCGAAGCAGGCGUCCCAGAAGCUCAGGGCGGGCCUGAAGCAGGGCUCCGCCGCGGGCGCCACGGUCGCGGCCGGCAAGGCGGGGCGGACGGAGUCUCUGGAUGACGCCGCCGGCAACGGCGCCGCAGCAGGCGACCAGGUUGCCAUACAG
Molecule: messenger RNA, 339 nt
Organism: Monoraphidium neglectum
Lineage: Eukaryota; Viridiplantae; Chlorophyta; Chlorophyceae; Sphaeropleales; Selenastraceae
Exons: 1
Source: RefSeq, a predicted model, not a curated record